Aspergillus alliaceus is the source of this 4995-nucleotide messenger RNA. Its product is annotated as multidrug resistance-associated protein. The transcript is spliced from 15 exons. Bases 142 to 4557 code for a protein of 1471 amino acids. Gene Ontology annotation, biological process: transmembrane transport. Gene Ontology annotation, molecular function: ATP binding; ATP hydrolysis activity; ABC-type transporter activity. Gene Ontology annotation, cellular component: membrane. The record is from RefSeq and is a predicted model, not a curated record. NCBI's taxonomy places the organism in Eukaryota, Fungi, Ascomycota, Eurotiomycetes, Eurotiales, Aspergillaceae.
CACAACCUCACGAUCUCACAACUUCAAGCGGUCAUCGAACCCAACCUCCACCCCUGAGACUUCUGGACCCAAAAUAGUAUAUACGUACGUUGGCUGGGGUGAUCGAUAGGCCAACAGAGUCCUCGCUCGACUGGGGCGACCAUGACGUCUCCGUCAACAACAGAUCUAUGCGGCGACGGCUCAUUUGGCCCUUUCGUUACCACGCUCUGCCGCGGAGGAUUUGACUUCACAGUCCUUUACGAAGCGAGCAUUUUUACCAUCGCUCCGGCCGUCUGCUUCCUGCUGUUGACGCCGUUCCGCUUGUUUCAGCUGUUCAGCCAGUCGCCCAAAGUGCUUUCAUCGGCGAUACGCGUGGUGACACUCGUUCUUGCCGUAUCCUUGUUGGCGAUUCAGAUCGCCCUAGUUGGCCUUGUCGCUACACAGCCCACCACGCGGGGCCGCGAGUCACUUGCCGGCGCCAUCCUCGAGCUUGUAGCGGCGCUUGCCGCCGUCAUUCUCAUUGACCUGGAGCACAUCCGCUCCAUUCGGCCUCCAUUCCUUGUUUCUGCCUACCUGUUUGCCACGCUGCUUUUAGACAUUGUACGUGUGCGCACGGCUUGGUUGUCAGACAGUCAAGCCUAUUCAGCCUGCCUUUCUUCGUCUCUCGCCAUCAAGCUGCUCCUCUUGAUUCUGGAGAAUGUCGAGAAGCAAAAAUGGCUGGUACCUAGCCAGAAGGUGAGAUCUGGCGAGAGUCUGAGCGGACCAUUCAGCCGAGGCCUAUUCGUCUGGUUGAAUGGCCUGCUACGACAAGGGUACUCGGGGCCGCUAACCGGCAAUGCAUUGCCUACAAUCCAUGAAAAGCUCUCGUCCCGCGACUUAUCUGCUCAAUUCGCGGGCUCAUGGGCCCGCUCCAACCAGAGCCGCCAGCAUGCGCUGCUUCUAGCUGUUAUCCGCUGUCUACGGUGGGAAAUUGCGGGGGUCGCCUUCCCUCGGCUCUGUGUUGUGGGCUUCAGUAUCGCUCAGCCGUUCCUGGUGGGCAAGGUUGUCACUGUGCUAGAGCAGGGUGACUCGUUCUCACUAUAUGAGGGUUACGGCUUGAUCGGGGCCACCGCCAUUGUAUUCAUUGGAAUUGCUGUGUGUACAGCCUGUUAUCAGCAUUUGGGGUAUCGCGCCACGACGAUGCUCCGUGGUGGUCUUAUGGUUAUCGUCUUUCAGCACAUGAUGGACCUACCGCUAGGCAGUAUCGAUGAGUCCAGUGCCAUGUCCCUCAUGGGUACUGACAUCGAGAUGCUUGCCGAAUACUUCCAGUCAACGGUCUGCGAGAUUUGGGCCAAUAUCCUCCAGCUGGGUCUGGCCACAUGGCUUCUUCAGACUCAGAUGGGUGCUGUUUGUAUUGCACCCAUUGUAGUAGUAAUGAUCUUCACGGCUGCAUCACUCAGCAUGGGCAACGCUGUGUCUGCGCGACAGAAAGCUUGGCUCCAGGCUACCGAGAAACGCAUCAACUUCACCACUGCUGUCCUUGGGUCUAUCAAAAACGUCAAGUUCCUUGGAUUGACCGAGAUCAUGGGAGCUAUGACAAACGCCUUGCGUGUGGACGAGCUCAAGAUCUCCAAGAAAUUCCGUCGAAUACAGACAGUCCUUGUCUGUAUGAUCAAUCUUCCCACUAUUGUUGGGCAGCUCGCAACUUUCACUGGCUAUGCUAUAGUGGCUAGGGUGCAGGGCUCCGGCGGUCUAAAGGUCUCGCAAGCUAUCACAUCGCUCGCGCUGGUCAACCUGUUGGUCACCCCACUCUCUAAUCUCUUGCUAGCGAUUCCGGACACAUUCGCAUCGGUAGGUUGUCUCCAUCGAGUACAGGACUUCCUCAGGCAACCCAAUCGCCUUGAAAAGAGACAAUUCCCCCAGAUUGCACCUGGCCCUUCCCUUUCAUCCGCAAACCUAUCCACUAUCGAGUUAUCUUCCCUUCCACAGCACGUGGCCAGACCUGUUCCAGAAAACCAAACUGAUGUGGUUCUCUCUCUUAACAAUGUCCACUUUGGGUGGAAACCCUAUCUGCUAGAUAAAGCUGGCAUCUCACUUACUGUAAGAUCCUCCCCUUCCGGUAACCUCGUCAUGAUAGUCGGUGCAGUAGGUAGUGGCAAGUCCACCUUUCUUAAAGGUCUUGCGGGAGAGACGCCCGUGCUGGAGGGGAAGCUCUUUAUCCAGUAUCCGGACCUGGCCUUCUGCGAGCAAACAUCAUGGUUGACAAAUACAUCAAUCCGGGAAAACAUUGUCGGUGAAAACUCAUUAUCUGUGUUUGACCCUGAGUGGUACCACACCGUGGUGAGAGCAUGUGGGCUGGAGCCAGAUCUCAAGAGAAUGCCAGCAGGUGAUGAGACGUUUGUCGGUAGCAAGGGUGCCAAACUGAGUGGUGGGCAGAAGCAAAGAAUCGCUAUAGCGCGAGCCGUCUAUGCUCGCAAACGUAUUGCCUGCUUCGAUGAUGUCCUGAGCGGUCUAGAUAAUGCAACAGCCCAGCUAGUGUUUGACAAUGUCUUCGGCCCGGCUGGAUUGUUGCGCCGGCUGGGCUGCACGGCGUUCCUGGCUACCCACAGCGUCCACCGCUUACAACUAGCCGACUUCAUCAUUGUUUUGGGGGACAAUGGCCAGGUCCUUGAACAAGGCAGUUAUCCCCAGCUCCGAAGCCACAUUGGAGGCUAUAUUCACAGGCUAGACAUGCAAUCAGAGCAGAUGGACAAGUUAGCUGGAACGGUUGACAACAGUGUCAGACAACCUGACUCGCUAAACACUACAACGGAUCCUCUGAGUUGCACCGCUACUACUGAUGGUAGUCGGCAGACAAACGAUCUAUCUGUGUACAAGUACUAUUUCUCUAAUUUGGGCGGCCUGCGCGUCUCCAUACUGCUGCUUUUCCUCAUUGUCAAUGCCGGAAUUGGUGGAUUUCGCUACGUUUGGGUCAAUAUUUGGUCCUCUAGCAGUGACAGCGCCACGAACUCACGCUUGGGCUAUUGGAUCGGAGUAUAUGCAGCAUUGGCUGUGAUCGAAGCUAGCACCCUUAUCUUUGCUGUAUUCUGGACCUGGGUCGUCAUUGUCCCCGCUGCGUCUAAGAAUCUACAUUCUAUAGUGCUCCGCGCUUGCAUGUGCGCACCUUUAUCCUUCUUGUCUAACAUCGAGACCGGAGUCCUUGUAACCCGCUUCAGCCAAGAUAUGAGACUGGUCGACAUGAUUCUGCCCCGCGGCUUUAUAUCAACAGGGUUCCAGCUUUUCGGGGCUCUUGCCCAAGGCGCUGUCGCCAUAGCUUCGCUUCCCUACAUAGCAGCGGUCCUACCAAUUCUCACUGGGGUGCUGGUCCUGGUCCAGCGGUUCUACCUGCGCACAUCUCGCCAGCUGCGGUUAUUGGAGAUUGAGCUCAAGAGCCCUCUCUAUACCCACUUCAUUGAAUCACUGGCCGGAGUGAAUACCAUCCGCGCCUUCUCAUGGACCCACGCCUCCACGUCCCGAAUGAUCUCCUUGCUUGAUACGGCCCAGAAACCUUUCUAUCUCUUACUGAGCAUCCAACGCUGGCUUAGCUUGGUACUUAACCUAAUCGUUGCCACUCUGACAGUGCUCAUUGUUGGAGUAGCCAUCGCUCUCCGCAAACAGGUCGACCCAGGCCUAUUGGGUAUUGCCCUUGUCAUGAUGAUUGAUCUGGGUCAGAUCCUGUCUGAGCUGAUUCAGAACUGGACACUACUUGAGACGUCACUGGGGGCGAUUAUGCGCAUCAAGGAAUUUGCCGAAGACACACCCAGUGAGGAGAGAAACCCGACCGUUCAGGUUCAGGAUCCAUUCCCGGAAUGGCCCCGUCAUGGGGAAAUUGAGUUUAUAGAUACAAGCAUCGCAUACAAUUGUUCAGAGGGAACCAAGCCCGUACUGAAUGGCAUUCGCCUUCACCUUGGUGCUGGUGAAAAGAUUGGGCUGUGUGGGAAGUCUGGAAGUGGUAAAAGCUCCCUUGCACUAUCUCUCCUCCGCCUCAGCGAGAUACAAUCAGGGCGGAUCCUCAUUGACGGACAGGAUAUCUCCCUCAUAUCCCGAACCUCGAUCCGACAGCGCAUCGGCUGUCUCAGUCAAGAGCCAUUUCUCUUCCCAGGAACUAUCCGGCAGAACGCCGACCCGCUGGAUAUUCUUGCAAGCCAGGACAUCAUCAGUGCGCUGCGGUGCGUUGGAGUCUGGAAUGCUCUCCUGGCCCACCACGAUGGUCAUGGUGAGACAGUGUUAGAUGCCAAACUCAACGAGAGCGCCUUAUCCCAAGGCCAGAAGCAGCUAUUUUGUUUAGCGCGGGCGCUGUUGAAGAAGAGUAAGAUUCUCAUUCUCGAUGAGCCAACUAGCAGCCUGGACGCCGACACCGACGCAAAAGUACAAAAGAUCAUCCGAGAAUCAUUCGAGGAUUGCACUGUGAUUAUGGUGGCCCACCGGAUCCAUACUUUGUUGGACUUUGACCAGGUUGCUGUCCUGGAUAGUGGUCGGAUUGUCGAAGCGGGUCGUCCGCGCGAGUUGCUGAGCAGACCGGAUGGAGCAUUUGCGACGCUGUUGGCAUUGGAGUCAUGAGCUAUAUAUGUACAUAGAUCGGCCCUGCCGGCUGUGGUGGCUGUUUGCGAGAUGAUAAAUUCGGAGCGGUAGUAUUGAGAUACAUUCAUUAGUCAAGCGCAAGUAGAUGCAUUUAGUCGGUGGCUAGGAAGGCGGGGUUCGAGAGUUAUCGAUUGCACUGAAUAGGCUCGGACCUAUAAUUCUUUGUGUCGUGCAAAGCAAUAUAUCCUACCAGCCAAUCUAGAAAUUGCUUCUAGAAGCAUUGCGUCAGGCACACAUUACGCGAACACAGUAAGCCUAUACCAGAGACUUCAAAACUGCAUCGCGCAGUGUCGAUUUUGUAUAUUGCCCAGCCUUCAAUCUGGCAAGGUCUGCCUCAGAGUGAUCUAACCUCUUCACCCUGUUCACAAGUGAAAGGGCUAAAGCACGGAAGUAUUGUUUAUCCUAGUUCAUUAAGAA